Molecule: messenger RNA, 1805 nt
Organism: Prorocentrum cordatum
Lineage: Eukaryota; Dinophyceae; Prorocentrales; Prorocentraceae
Source: the annotation of a GenBank genome assembly
GCCGCAUGGCGGACGGCGAGGGCGCCACGGCGGCGGCCGUGGGCGAGGGCCGCGCCGUGCGGGCGGGUGACUUCAUUCAGGUCACAUGCUACGACGACGCCGACGCCGUGCAGGGCGAGGCCGUGUUUCGGAUCGCCAGCCUGUAUGAGGCGAGCGAGCACGGCCAGUUCGCACGCGCUGAGUUCCUGUUCUGCACUGAUCAGUAUUUGCAGUGGUACGAGGAGAAUGCAGGAUCCCCUGGAGCCAGGAAGUUAAAGCGUGUUCUCCAUUUUUGUCCAGAGGAUGAGACGGCCAUCCUAUGCGCUGCGGAGGCGGGCCCUGGCGUGGAGGUAACGCACGUCGACGAGUUCGUGGUCCUUGAGUCGGUAGAGGACGCGUACCUCCAGUUCCGGCGACGCAAUCCUGCUGCGCGCUGGCCUGCCGAGCUGGGGCCCGAGCCGCUGGAGGAGGAGCUGGGGGAUCCCGUGGACGAGGAGCUGGUGCCCGCCGAGCUGGACGAGUUCGGGCUCGCCGCCAAGGUCGUCGACUCCGCGGGUGAGCUCGAGGCCGCUCGCGAGGCGGAGGGGCCUGGCGCCGCCGCAGGCCCUCCUGGGCGUGCCGCCUUCAAGGCGCGCGGUCGGCCGCCCGCUCGGGCUCGGCCACCUGCCGCGGCCGCGUCGGAGCCCGCGGGGCUGCCUGGCGGGAGCGUUCGCCCCCGCGGCACCGCCGGCGGGGAGACCCCGCUCGAGGCCGCCGCCGCCGCCGCUGUGAAGGAGCCUGCAGGGCGCCGCCCUGACGAGGAGAUGCAGGCGCUCCUCCGCAAGAGGCUGGGCGACUUGAAGGGUCGUCUGGGCGCCGAGGGCGACGCUGCCGCCGAGCCUCGAGGUGCCGCUACUGAGGGGGCCCCGCUCAAGAGGAAGUCCCUGGAUGAGAUCCUGGCUGAGAGGGCGGCGAAGGCUCCCAGGCGUGGGCCCGCGGACGGGGGCGCAGCUGGCAGCGGGGGCCUGGCGGGCGCUGGGCCCGAGCGUGAGGGCGGCGGGUCUACCGCUCACCUCCUUCGCUCGCUGCUGGGCGCGCUCACCCCUGCCGAGGGCAUCGAGGGCUUCGGCAUCACUGACGGCUUGGAGUUCACGCCUGGGAAGUCGUUGGCUGCCUCACGAGCGUUCUUCAGGAGGACUGCUCGCGACACUCCUGGGAAGCUGCUGACGGCCCAUUUGUCGCACCUCAAUCAGUUUCUCAGCACAAAGGGCAUGCACGACGCCGAGGAGGAGCCCCCUCCGAUAGUUAACAAGUUCCUGCUGAACAUCUUCUUGGCCUCGCACCCUGUCUCAGCAAUCGGCGAGGACAUGUUCAGGCAGAUGCGCACUCUGUCCGAGUCCCUGGACCUCUUGAUCCAAGGGAAGCUCCCGGAGGCCAUGGACAUGCUCAUGCAGAGGUUCAAAGCCUGCCAGCUCGCCUGCAAGGAUAAGCAUUGGGGGAGCGCGCGCUGGCUGGAGCUCAUCCCUCCCGAUGCCGACAUGGCUGCCAUCAAUAUCGAGGAGGAGGAGCUUCUGAGGAAGAUCGAGUACGGCGAAUUGAAGCUCGCCGAGCUCGCGGGGCCCUCCAGGACUUUCAAGGAAUUGAAGCUGCAGAACCCCAAGAAGGACGGCGAGACGCAGGGCAAGUACCGGCAGCGCCUGGCGCUGCUCAUGCGGGGCGACGGCCCCAAGAGGCAGGCGCCGCCAGUGCAGGGCGGUGCUCGCAAGGUCAUCCUGGAGGGCGAGGGCUCGCAGAACCAGGCCGCCAAGCAGAAGACUGCCGCUCCAUGGGCGGCACCUCGGCGGUGA